Messenger RNA from Diceros bicornis minor, 1052 nucleotides. Its product is annotated as olfactory receptor 4X2-like. The transcript has a single exon. Bases 41 to 970 code for a protein of 309 amino acids. Gene Ontology annotation, cellular component: membrane. Lineage: Eukaryota; Metazoa; Chordata; Mammalia; Perissodactyla; Rhinocerotidae. The record is from RefSeq and is a predicted model, not a curated record. Gene Ontology annotation, biological process: G protein-coupled receptor signaling pathway. Gene Ontology annotation, molecular function: olfactory receptor activity; G protein-coupled receptor activity.
AGAUCGCCCCACCCCAUUACUGCCUCCUGGUGGGGACCUCAUGGCUAACACACGCAAUGUGACUGAAUUCAUUUUUCUGGGACUUUCCCCCAAUCAGGAUGUGCAGAAAGUUUGCUUUGUGAUAUUUCUGCUCUUGUACACAGCAAUUGUGCUGGGGAAUCUCCUCAUUGUACUCACUGCCAUGACCAGCAGAAGUCUUGGUUCCCCCUUGUACUUCUUCCUCAGCUACCUGUCGUUCGUGGAGAUCUGCUACUCCUCUACUUCAGCCCCCAAACUCAUCUCAGAUUUGCUGGCUGAAAAGAAAGCCAUAUCUCUGUGGGGCUGCAUGACACAGAUUUUCUUCAUCCACUUCUUUGGGGGCACUGAGAUGUUCCUGCUCACGGUGAUGGCCUAUGACCGCUACAUGGCCAUCUGCAGACCCCUCAACUACACCACCAUCAUGAACCAGCAGGUGUGUGCUGUCUUGGUGGGAACAGCAUGGGUGGGGGGCUUUGUACAUUCCUUUGCCCAAGUCCUUCUCAUCUUCCACUUGCCCUUCUGUGGCCCCAAUGUGAUCGACCACUAUUUCUGUGACCUGCUCCCUCUGCUGAAACUCGCCUGCUCUGACACCUUCCUCCUUGGUCUUCUGAUCGUUGCCAAUGGGGGGACCUUGUCUGUGAUCAGCUUUGUGGUCCUCUUAGCCUCCUACGUGGUCAUCUUGCUCCAUCUGAGGACUCGAAGCUCUGAGGGGCGGCGCAAGGCCUUCUCCACCUGUGGGUCCCACAUCACCGUGGUUGUCUUGUUCUUUGGGCCCUGCAUCUUCAUCUACCUGAGGCCUUCCACCACCCUGGCUGUGGACAAGAUGGUGGCCGUGUUCUACACAGUGAUCACCCCGCUCCUCAACCCUGUCAUCUACUCCCUGAGAAAUGCAGAAGUGAAGAAGGCUAUGAAGAUGCUCUGGAUCAGGACAAUGAAAGCAGAUAAGAAAUAGAGAACAAGUCUUUGUAUUGAUCCUUGGAUUUAGAAUAACGCUGAGUCUAAACCAAUGGGGCAGAAUGGGAUGAAGAAAAGUU